Phascolarctos cinereus (koala) is the source of this 4520-nucleotide messenger RNA. The record is from RefSeq and is a predicted model, not a curated record. Lineage: Eukaryota; Metazoa; Chordata; Mammalia; Diprotodontia; Phascolarctidae.
GUGACACACAGGAGAAUGGGGGCAGGGUUCUUGUGCAUCGGAGGUCAGGAUUGGUGCAAGGCGGGUGAGAACUGGUGCCUCCCUGGCACUGACGGAGGUGCUGGGCACCUGAUGUGAUCGAGGCAUCAGAGAGAGAAAGGAGGGCUGAUGGGGGGAGGGAGGAAGGAGGAAAGGGAGAAGAUGGUCUGAUUCCCGUGUAAGGGAAGCCUGCCUUCCAUCUAGCACUGUGGCCUGACUGUGACCUCCCUGGCCCCCACAGACACCACUCCCAGUCAUGAUGCCCACACACACGCCCUUGGGGUGUUCUCUGCCUCCCUGUUACAGGCCUCAGGAAUGUCAGAGACCCUGUAUCCAAUGGCUCUCACAAGCCUGGUCUAGGCCACACCCCAUCUGGUCUAGUUAGAAUGGAAGCGCCUGGAGAACAGAGACUAGCUCUCCUUCUUAUCAAUGCCCCUCCAGUGACUAGCACAGUGCGGGGCAUACAGUAGGUGAUCCAGAAAUGCUCGCUGGACUGGACUGCAUUAACAAGGAUCCACAGUAGGAUGGCUGACAAGCAGCCCUCAAACAGCAAAGGCCAUGACUCCAGAGGGUUCAGAAGUGGUUAGCUGGGAAUGGAAGCCACAGCCCUCUGGGGCUUGGCCAGCAAGUCCCUGCCCAGAAGCUUUGGGGCUUACAUGGGCUUCUGACAGCUUGCUGGGGGGGGGGUCACCAAUGCAGCAGAGAGAGAGGCCAACGAGAGACGGGCCAUCUUGAACGCAAUACAGUGGGACUGCGUGGUAUCUCUCAGCUGCCCUGUGUGGGGGGUGAGGAGAUACCUGCAAGAGGCACGUGGUGCUGUGGACUCUGGGCAUGCCCCCCCCAGCCUCAGUUUCCUCCUCUGUAAGACUAGAGGUUGAGAACAGAUGGUCUCUAAGGCAGCUCUGAGCUGGGCCCUCAUGAGGGGCCUGUUUCCCCUCCUAAGACAAAUGGACACAGUAGACGGUCUCCAAGGUUCCGUCCAGCUCUGAAUCAUAAAACACCUAGGAGCAGUAGGUGGGAUUUAUGGGUGUAGAUUCCAGCACCAAGUGCCCAACAUUUAGCAGCUGCUGCCUGUCCCUGAGUACAACGGGCUUUCUUGGGGAAGCGAGCUCCCGGCCUGGAGUUCUCCAGGCACCAUGUGGUGGAACGGCUAUGGGGAAGGCUGAGGAGGAAAUGCCACCGAGGUGGGGGCUGCCAGAUGGAGGCACCAGAGGAUCAGAGAGGACCUUGGAAGCCAUCAGCAAGAAGGAAGGCACUUCGCACAGGGUACCCAGGACGCGGUGCACCUUGCUCUGGGGGCACAUUUCUCAGAACUCCCCUCGACGUGAAGAGACCACAUGACUCUGGGACAACGGACUUCAUCCAUCACCAGCCUCCCCCUCCCAAGGGGAAAUCAUGGCGCUGGACUCGACUUUGUCCUGGAGGGACUCUGCCGAUAGGAAAGGAAGCACUUCUCAGGAGCCCCCCGGCCUCCACCUCUUCUUUCUCCUGUGGCCCCAAGCAGGCUCUGAUUCACACACUGACGAUCGGCAGAGGUCCAGCCUGUGUCGCAUCUGUAAUGGAGGAGCGUGGAGGUGCAGCCCUGAGCGACCCGCCUACCCCGUCCUCUCCGGCCCGCUUCUGAGGGAUGUCUGUAUCAAAUACGGGGAAUGGGGAAACGUGGAGCACCUUCCUCUUCUGCAUCAGAAAGAAAGGUCCUUCAGAGCGAGUGUGGCUGCAGCUGUGGGUGCCAGCCGCCAAUCCCUCUGUGCCAUUCUGGGCUGGAAGAGUCUGGAGGGCGGGUCACAAUACAAGGGUGGACUUGUGAUGUCAUCAGUGAGAAGGCGGACAUCUUCUCUGCUCCCACUGAGAGGUCAGUGCCCGGGGUCACUCAGCCAGGUCACAAGCCGAGCAGCCCUGACACGGAGGUGCUGUGAUGAUCCCGUUGUACAGUUAAAGAAACUGAGGCAGACAAAAGGCCUGGCGCUCUACCGGCUCCCCCAGAGGCAUCCAGGCAGCUCUGUCUUUACAACCGGCCAGAUCUAAGGGAAGGAAGCUACCAGCCUGGGUUCUUUGACCAUAAUUCUGCAAGGAAGCCUGCUGGUAAGAGUUGACAGCCAUUAUUAUUAACAACAUGGCGGUCCUCUGUCUAAGGGAUCCGUAUGAAAUGGGCACUGUCUCCUGCUGUUUCUCCUGUCUCCAUGCCUCUGCUCAUGCCGUCCCCUAGCCUUCGACCAGACGCUCCCUUCCCAUCUGCAGACAUCUUUCACUAAAGGCCCCACUGGGUGCCUCCUCCUUGAAGCCUUCCCUGGUUCCCCUAGCAGCAAGGGCUUGCCUGUUCUCUCACCCCUGCCCAGAUAUCUCAGGCUGGUCUUCCACUGCAGUUUACCUUAACUCUACUCAUUCUGUUCUUACACAGCAAGCUUCCCUAGUACGCAGGCCAUGAAAAAAAAGCAAGGGGCAUGUACCUUUCAUGGCCAGUUAAGAGACUAUUUGGAAAGCGCUUUACAAACCUUCAAGUGUCGUGUCAACGCCAGCCAUUAUCAUUACUGUUGCUGUAAUAAGAAAUGGUAAAACAUAACAGAGGCGCAACACAGUGCAGGAGUGAGGGAAUGAUGUGGAUCAGAAGACCCAGGUUCAAAUCCUGGCUGUGUGACCUUGGGCAAAUUGGUGAAGCCCUGAACUGACUGGGCCCUCCCCACUCUAAGUCUGCUCUCAAAGCGGUGUCAGAUGGCAGCUCCCUCCCCCAGCUGCCCCAUGGCCUAUAUAAGCUGAUGCUAUGCACUGAGCGAGCCCUCGACAAAUGCCUUGUUGGAUUUACUGGACAGGACUGGGCCAGGCUCCAGCUUUGAACAUCUAGUGCUAAGUGCAAGGCUAGGAACACAGAAGGCGCUUAAUAAAUGCUUGCUGGAUUCAACUAAAUCUCUUCUGCUCCUCUGGAGCCAUCACACCAUUUUCAAGGCCCAGACUUCAUUCGCUGCCCUGUCCCCAACUCCAGAAAUGAGGCCAUGAGGAAAGGUCUUGAAGAUUCCUCUUCUCCAUGAUUUCCCCAUCCCUGAUGGCGGAUCCCUGGCUCCAAACAGGUCUGGGGGCCUAUGUCCAAGGAAGCAGUGUGGCAGAGUGGUGAGGGCACUGGCCGUGGAGUCUGAGGCUUUGGACUGGACUCAUUCCCGCCACCCACUGUCACCUUCAUUGAGCCCCUUCACCCCAGUUUGGGCCCCUGAGGGCCUGGGCCAGGUGAUCCACCCAGUUCUGAGGGCCUGCUCUCCAACAGGGCCAGAUGAAGCUAGCAGAAGCAGAGGCCCUUCCCCUCAUGGCCCAUCCUAGCUGCACAGGCUGACCCGGCAGCAGCAGGGACCCCGAGUGCAGCUUGCACAGAAGCGGAUAAAAUACAUGAGGACGUGACAGAGACCCAGUAACGAGGCAUGCCGGGUGAGAGCGCCCAAGCGUGUAAGUCCUUGUGGCACACGGAGGCCUCGCUCACUGCUGGUUAUCCAUAUUUAAUAUUUUCCUUGGUUAAUUUUUAACUAUGUUUGCUGUCGAGGGCCAUUAGUAGGGCCAGGGAGCCGGGCUCAGUGAGCAGGAAAGAAGCGCCUGGUAGCAGGAAGCCCCAGCAGCCACCGCGGCCCUGCACUUUGGAGGCCUGCCGCUCGGCUCUUUGGGCUGGUGCGGACGGCUGGAUGGCAUCGUGGAGCUUGAAUAAAACAUGAUUCCGUCGGGAGGGACUCGGUCUUUUCCACCCUGUCAUCAUCAUUCUUCUUCAAACGCAGGUUCACAGACUCCUUUCAUUUCCCUCAAGCCCCAAUUUCCAAAAGUAGCAAAAAGACUUCAGGGACUUCUGAUGACUUGUGUGCCCGUGGAUAGAGACCAACAGCACUUGGAUGCCAGAAAAACAACGUGGUGCAAUGGGGAGCUGAGGCUGGGCUAAGUGACCAUCUUAUAGCACUGUGGUCAAAAUGCAAGAGUGGCAGUGUGGCGUGGGGCAGAAAGCACAGGAUUUGGGAGGCAGGCAGGCAGUCUAAAUCUGGACUCCGAACUUACUAGCUGUGUGACACCAGGCAAGUCACCUCAUUCUCUGGGCCUAUUUCUUCAUCAAAUGAGGGUACGGAACAUCAUGGCCUCUCAGGUACUUCAAGCUCUGAAUCUAUGAUCCUAUUACCAUUUAUUGAAGCUGGUAGGAGAUGAGUGGGCACCAGUCAGCCCCUUCCCACCUGCCUAGGCUUUUUCCAUCAUUGUGCCAAAGUUCUGGAGGAUGCUGAAAUUCCAUUCCAUAGCAGUAGCACAAAUCUCACCUUGGGGCUUUAACUCAGUUCAUGUUAACACGCAGUUAUUAAGCACCUACUACAUUCAAGAUUCUAAGCUAGGUGCCAGAAAUGGAAUGAAAAAAGCAACACAGCUCUGCACAUAAGGCCAUUACAUUCUCCUUGGGAAAAGAAAAGCAACUAAGUCAGUGCAAGGCAGUUAGGGGAAAGGUGGGGAAGAGGAAGAGGGAAGAAGGAAGAGAGAAGGGAGGGAGGAAGAGA